Molecule: messenger RNA, 1927 nt
Organism: Colius striatus (speckled mousebird)
Lineage: Eukaryota; Metazoa; Chordata; Aves; Coliiformes; Coliidae
Gene: DIPK1A
Product: divergent protein kinase domain 1A
Exons: 5
Coding region: 135-1352 (405 amino acids)
Source: RefSeq, a predicted model, not a curated record
CUGGUGCAUUCUGGGAGCACAAAGGGCCUCGGCCCCGCCUCGGCCAGCCCCGCCUGCGCCGACAGGCAGCUCCUGGGCCAGGGGGCGGGGAGGAAGGACGCCGCGGCGGAAGGACACAGGUACGUUUCUCAUACAUGCGGAUGAAGUACCUCUUCGUCUCUUGGCUAGCAGUAUUUAUUGGCAGCUGGGUUAUGUAUGUUCAGUACUCCAACUACACAGAACUAUGCAGAGGACAUGACUGUAGGAAAUUGAUAUGUGAUAAAUACAAGACUGGAGUUAUUGAUGGGUCAGCAUGUAGCAGUCUUUGUGCUAAAGAAACUUUGUAUUUUGGAAAAUGUUUAUCAACAAAGCCAAAUAAUCAGAUAUAUUUAGGAAUCUGGGGAAACCUGCAUGGUGUUAUAAAAUGCCAGGUAGAAGAAGCUGCUCAACUUGAUUUUGGUACUGACCGAGAACCACGGAAGGAAGUAGCCCUGUUUGAUAAACCAACAAGAGGAACCACUGUUGAGAAAUUCAAAGAAAUGGUAUAUGGUCUUUUUAAAGCAAAAUUGGGUGAACAAGGAAAUCUUUCAGCACUGGUUAAUCUCAUCCUGUCUUUUGCUGAUGGAAACAAAGAUGGUAGAGUUUCUUUGCCAGAGGCAAAAUCUGCAUGGGCACUUCUGCAGUUAGAUGAGUUUCCGUUAAUGGUGAUCUUGCAGGACAAAGAACAUACUCCCAAGCUGAUGGGUUUUUGUGGGGAUCUCUAUGUGACUGAGAAAGUUGAAUAUACCUCCCUCUAUGGAAUCAGCCUUCCAUGGAUUAUAGAACUCUUUAUUCCCUCUGGCUUCAGAAGAAGCAUGGACCAAUGGUUUACUCCAUCAUGGCCAAGAAAGGCAAAAAUAGCUAUAGGGCUUUUAGAAUUUGUGGAAGAUAUUUUCCAUGGACCUUAUGGAAACUUUUUUAUGUGUGAUACAAGUACCAAAAACUUGGGAUAUAAUGAUAAAUAUGAUUUGAAAAUUAUAGACAUGAGAAAAAUUGUCCCAGAAAUGAAUUUGAAGGAAAUAAUCAAAGAUCGCCAAUGUGAAUCGGAUUUGGACUGUAUUUAUGGUACAGACUGUAGAACUCUAUGUGACCAAAGCAAAAUGAGAUGUGCAACAGAAGUAAUUCAGCCAAACUUGGCAAAAGUCUGUCAGCUACUGAAAGACUAUCUGCUUCGUGGUGCUCCUCCUGAUAUCCGUGAAGAACUAGAAAAACAACUGUACUUGUGUAUUGCCCUUAAAGUCACAGCGAAUCAGAUGGAAAUGGAACAUUCUUUGAUACUCAAUAACCUAAAAACACUACUGUGGAAGAAAAUUUCCCAUACCAAUGAUUCUUAGCCUCUCCACCAGCAGAAGAUGCUGUUGAUGCCUGCCACUAGAGGUGGCCUACCACAUUUGAUAAAAAUGAUCUGCAGCCUUUUUUAAAAGCCUUUCUUUACUCAGAUGACACAAGUAGCUCUUUUAACUCUUGCCCUUCAGUUGGUACCUUGUGACAGGGCUUGUCAAAGAACGCAGUGCCACUGAAUGGUUGGACAGAGGCCAGAAGAACUUCUGGUGUUCCAGUGCUCUGUUAAGGAAACAAAACCCCUGCAUGCUUGACUCUUCUGUGCACUUUGUCAGAUCUUGAACAGGAUGAAAGUAUUUGCUGUGCCACCACAUCAACUGAUGGAACAUCUCAUAAUUCUGUGAAAAUCAUUGUUCACUUGGGAAAUACGUGCAGAAGAUUUUUAUCCUAACUAGUUUUAUGAGGAACCAUCUCUACUGCAAAUAAUGUGUCUGAGUCCAAGCUGCUGUGAAUAACGUGAACUGUAAGACUGAAGUUUACCAAUGUCUUGGCAUGGCAGAGUUUGCACAUUAAUAAUUUUUAAUCUGUGGAAAGUCAGAAUUUUGUUCUAGAACUGACAGGUUGUAAU